Messenger RNA from Ictalurus furcatus (blue catfish), 1139 nucleotides. RefSeq names its product regulator of cell cycle RGCC-like. Bases 93 to 446 code for a protein of 117 amino acids. The transcript has 5 exons. Gene Ontology annotation, biological process: regulation of cell cycle. The record is from RefSeq and is a predicted model, not a curated record. Lineage: Eukaryota; Metazoa; Chordata; Actinopteri; Siluriformes; Ictaluridae.
GAAAUCUUGCUCUCACGUCUUGCUCUAACUUUUUUGCUCUCACUCUCUCACUUGUUACGUCUCUCUCAGAGGCUCAACAGCUGUCAGAAAGCAUGUCGACCGCACUCUUCACAGAGUUGGACAGUGAGAUCGGGGAGCUGCUGGAGGAGUUUGAGAACGUGGUGGAGGAAAUGAGCGCUCCGUCGGUGAGCGCGCUCGGUGCCUUCGAGCCUGUGCUGAGAGAAGAAGCAGCGAAACUGCGACCAGCCCCCAGCGACGGAGUGACGGACAGCGGCAUCGAGGACGCGGACGAUGCUAGUGAACCAUCUCAGGCAAGCAGCUUGAAUGCGAGUGUAGAAGAGCUCAACACCGCAGGCGUGAUGACUUCACGGAAAGCCAAACUCGGGGACACCUCUGACCUAGAGAGCUUUAUUGAGAACCUGGACAAAGAGCUUGCAGAGAUGUGAACAGACAGGACUCGUGUAACUACAGGACAGGAGCCAAGACUAUCAGCACGUACCAGCAAGAACAGACACAGAACUGGCAUCCAUGGACAAACCAAAUCCCCAUCUUGGACAGGAGAUUCAGGUUGUUUUGGAAUAAAAAUACGAAAAAUACGGACAACAAACUACAACUCAGACAAACACGAGCAAUCUAAUCUAAGUCACUUGUUUAUGUUUAUUAAUACAAAUGUUGGUAUGUUUUAGAGAAAUAUUAUUAAUAUUCCACAAUCUCAUUGAAUAUGAACCAGGACAAUACCUCAAUCAGUAAUAAGGCUGGAUUAUGAAGUUCUUUUAGUCUUUGCUUGGAAGAUUUUCUAUGUUGAAUUCAGGCUAAAUUCAUUUGUAAUGAUGAUAGUGUAAUAUCUCUAUAACUCAAAUCACUCAACGUUUUUUGACCUAUGACCUCUCAGUAUCCAGGAGAUUAUAUAACUAUAUUGUUACUGUUACAAUAUUUUCUGAAUGCAUAAAGACUCAUGGCAGCUAAUUGUAGUAGAUAACAUUUUAUAUUGUGUUUGCUGUAUAAAUAUUCGUGUUAUUGCACACAGUAUCUGUAUUUUGACGGAUAUUGAGUGAGAUUUUUUUUUAAGAAAAGGAAACUUUUGUAAACAAAACAAAACAAAAACAAACAAAAAAACAAAUAUAUAUAUUUUAUUAUGA